AUGCUGGUGUUUCUAGCCAAUGGCGACUUGCUCAUGUACUCGGCUGCACCAAAGUUCGAGAGUUUAAAGCCUCGAGCCAACGGAGAAAUCGCCCCCGUCUUCCAUUUCGUACGCGUGGGGACCGAGCUGAUCACGCGCCCAUUUCUGCCCCCCAAGGCGCGUACGAAUGCGCACAAUGAAGCUGGCAAUAACCCGGAAGUCAACACCAGCGCAGUGCUAGCGAAACUUCGCGCCGGCUUCCGGUAUCCCAUGCUGACGUGCUUCUACAACGUCAACAAUAUGAGCGGCGCGUUCUUCCGAGGAGCUCACCCGAUGUGGAUCCUGGGAGACCGUGGCCACGCGUCCUUCGUCCCCAUGUGCUGCUGA
Molecule: messenger RNA, 366 nt
Organism: Phytophthora infestans T30-4
Lineage: Eukaryota; Oomycota; Peronosporomycetes; Peronosporales; Peronosporaceae
Exons: 2
Coding region: 1-366 (121 amino acids)
Source: RefSeq, a predicted model, not a curated record